Molecule: messenger RNA, 2514 nt
Organism: Aspergillus puulaauensis
Lineage: Eukaryota; Fungi; Ascomycota; Eurotiomycetes; Eurotiales; Aspergillaceae
Product: Mcm10/DnaG-type zinc finger protein
Exons: 2
Coding region: 1-2514 (837 amino acids)
Biological process (GO): DNA replication; DNA replication initiation
Cellular component (GO): nucleus; replication fork protection complex
Molecular function (GO): single-stranded DNA binding; DNA replication origin binding
Source: RefSeq, a predicted model, not a curated record
AUGGUUGAGACCUCGUGGCCGCCGAAAUCCCCGAGGGAGGCCCUUCUCAGCUCACCUAGCGGACGACGGAGAUACGAAGAGAUGCAACGCCGUCGAGAUAAUCUAGCAUCACCCUUGAAACAUGCAACUACAACGCCGAAUCUUCGGGCAACGACGAAAGCGACACAACUGUUGAGGGACGGAUUGGACGAAGGCGAAAGCGGAGAUGAGGAUACGGAAGAGGACGAAGAAACGUUGCAGCUGAAACUAGCUGCCAUUGAAGCACGACUCAAGCUGAAGCAGCUACAGAAGGGUCGGGGGAAAACAGGCACUCCAAACCCAGAUCGCCAUGGGGAUGUGGGCGCACUACAUAGACCUGCGUCGGCUGUGAGUUUUUCAUCGCGUGCCCAGGACCAAUCUGCCCAUAGUAGGGCCUCGCGCGAGCCAAGUAGCCGGGAUAACUCCGACGACCUCCAAGUACCGAUGUCACCAACCCGGCGUCUUGCACCGCCAUUGGAGCCCGCAUCCCCUGGGAGGUAUAGGUUGGGUAUCGACAAAGGACUUAAGGGUAGUGAUGUGUCACUGAGACGUCCACCAAGCUCAAAAGGGUCCGAUGCGCGAUCCAACAGCAGACUCGGUAGCCGUGAUGGGCCAAUAUCCAAUCCGCGAAAUACAUUGGUACCCCAGUCACAUUCGUUUGACGAGACGCGAAGCAAAAGCUUCAGCGAGCGAAUGGCCGAAGGCCGCGCGGCAGAGAAAUCUCGUAGGGAACGAGAUGCACGAGCCGAGAGGAUAAAAGCUGGCCGAAGCUCAGCAUUUCAAUACGACAAAACUGAAAUGGAAGCGUUCAAGACAGCCGCGGCGGAAAGGCGGCCUGAAUCUCCUUCUAAGCUUCUGACAAGGCACGGGCGAACGGAUAGCUUUAGUCGAGAAGAUGUUAUGAGAUCGGUGAACAAUCUCAAACCCUCUCUCAAGAGAAGUCAGACGACUCCCACUCUGCGAAGCGGCGAAGAAACCGAGCCGAGGUCGUUUUUACAUCGACGUGGCCAGAAGUCAGAGGCUCAGUCAUUUUCUUCCCAGCCUGAGCGCUCACGACAAAACAGCCUUACAGACGAUGCUUCUAACGAGACCGAAAGGGCGUUGGAAAAGGCGCCUGAUGCAUCAAAAUUCGAGCCGUUUUCUUCACUUCACCUUUCAAAUCGUAUCCUGCCACACUCAUUCUUGAACCGAACACUUGAAGAUAAGAAGGCUCUUCGCAUACCGGAUCUCCUUCGGAUGAUCAAAGGCGCACCAUUUGAGUUGCCAGAAGAUAUCGACGGAGAUUACGUCGUAUUUGGCAUAGUAGCCUCGAAAUCCGAUCCGAAGCAAGUGAAAGAGUCUAAGAAUGUCACUGCCCAGGCAGCUGAUCCAUUCGAUGAUGGAUUGAACAACAAGAAUCAGUACAUGGUUAUCACUCUCACCGACUUGAAAUGGACCAUCGACCUGUUCCUAUUUGAUACUGCCUUCCCACGGUAUUACAGGCUCUCGGAAGGGACUGUGGUCGCGAUUCUAAACCCUACGAUACUCCCACCGCCUAAAGACAAGAUAGAUACCAACCGGUUUAGUCUCUGCAUAUCUUCCUCCGAUGACAAAGUCCUCGAGGUUGGGACCGCACGGGAUAUCGGGUACUGCAAAGCUGUUAGGAAGGACGGUAAAACCUGCCGGUCCUGGGUAGAUGGCCGAAAAACUGAAUUCUGCGACUUUCACGUUGACCUCCAAGUGCGUCGCGCACAAGCAGGCCGGAUGGGAGUGAACGGCGGAACAGGCAUAAUUGGCCCUGGAGGCCGCUCUGGAUCACGCACCGGGUUUUACGGCGGACCCGGGCGAUCCACACAAAAGGGCCCUGGGGGGCUACUUCGGGCAGAUGGCGCCAAGUAUGACCGUGAGACUCAGUCCUUAUACUAUGUGACACCCGGCUUCAAGCCACGAAACAAUACUGGGAAUUCCUUCCAGCAUCUGCGGCCUGGUCAGUCCGCAGCUAAUCUCAUUGACGCCGACGUGGACGACCCAUUCAUCGCGGCCGGUAAGAUGGGCCGCGGCAUGGAAAACAAGGAAGAACGCUUCCGUCGCCGCCUCGUGGAACAGCAACGGGAAAGAGAGAUCACACAGAAGAUCACCUCAUCCCGUGCUGGUGGAGUCGCUGGGGAAUACCUCCGAGCCCAGAAUAACGAAAACACUCCAACAACAAACAAGGCCAUGUCUCGGUCAGGAGCCCAGCAUAGGAGAGCAGGCUCCGGCGACCCAACACUACCGUCGACCUCACUGGCUGACGGCAAGCCGCUCGGUAUGAGCUUCAAACGAGCAGAAGCGGUGAGGCUGAGCCCUAGAAAGCGUGCGCACGACGGCGACAAGCCGCACGGAAGCGGUGUCAAGAAGACGCGCUUCAUAACCUCCAAAGGCAUCAAAGAGGCUGGAAGGGACAGCCUGGGAGGCAAUCCUGAUGCCAUACCGCAGACGAAUGAUUUCGAUGACGACGACGAACUCGAGAUUGUUUAG